This is a messenger RNA of Phlebotomus papatasi, 883 nucleotides long. RefSeq names its product MAPK regulated corepressor interacting protein 2. The record is from RefSeq and is a predicted model, not a curated record. NCBI's taxonomy places the organism in Eukaryota, Metazoa, Arthropoda, Insecta, Diptera, Psychodidae. The coding region runs from base 163 to 471 and encodes 102 amino acids. The transcript has 2 exons.
UUCUCUCAUUUGCCAGCAGUUGGCGUUGCGUGUACCGACGCGUAGCUGUCAAAACAAAGAGAAAAUUUUGUCUGCAAAAACAAGAAGAAAAGUCCACUUUUCUCAGCAUUUUCACGGGCAUUUUUGUGUUGUACUGUGUGUGAUUUUGUAGCUUGAAGCACCAUGGAUCGCAACAUGAGGCAAGUGGCAUUCGUUAGGCACGCGCGCGGAGGCUCUAAUGUCUACAACAAUUUUAGGCCACGAGACCACAGAGAUUCAGGGAGGCUUCCGGAGCCCAUCCGGGAGACUCACCAUGAUGAACUUAUCAAAUACAUUCAAGAGGCUUGGACAAAGGUCAGUGAACAGGGAUCUCCAGUUCUCUACAAAAGUGUACCUGAAUCUCGACUUGCAAAUUUCACACCAUUCGAUUUGGAGAGUUGGUGGGGUAGGAGGAUGGUGCAGAAUGUCCAAAAGACGUGUCCCCAUCAAUAGGAAGGAAAUGGGGGGAUUGGAGAAAAACGACGAUUUCUUUGGAUUGAUUUUUAUUCCAUUGUGCUUCUGGGAGGCAAAAAGAAAGCGAGAUUUACACUCUUUACAUCUUGGAUAUAAUUUUUUUAAGGAAUAGAUCCUAUUUUGUAUUCCAUACUGGGUCUGUAAGUAGCAUAUACUUUGCUAUAUUCAACAAAAAGAAGCUAGAAAAAAGAAAAGCAUUUCCGGGUAUCAAAUAAUUGAAGAAGAAAAAAAAAACAGUUUUCCCACUUUGAUGACAAGACUUUUUGAUUGUAUCUCAAUUUUUUCUCUAUUUUCUUUCUUCAAGUAUUACUGUUAUGACUCUAAAUUAUAUUUUAUUUUAUACCUGAUCAUAUUUUUUUUCAAAGAAAAUAAAGAGAAUCGUUCAUUUACA